Elephantulus edwardii (Cape elephant shrew) is the source of this 1155-nucleotide messenger RNA. RefSeq names its product zinc finger, CCHC domain containing 12 (gene ZCCHC12). The transcript has a single exon. The annotation marks the transcript as partial. The record is from RefSeq and is a predicted model, not a curated record. Lineage: Eukaryota; Metazoa; Chordata; Mammalia; Macroscelidea; Macroscelididae. Gene Ontology annotation, cellular component: nucleus.
AUGGCUCAUCUCAUGGCAAACGGGCUUAACAUCCGAGGGCAGAACGCACCCUUGCCUCCUUGGGCCCAUUCCAUGUUCAGGUCCCUGGGGAGGUGCCUGGACCCUAUAGUGUUCGCUUUAACAGAGAAAAACUUGAAGCCAUUCUCGGGGAGGGUGGUGCCAGCUCAGGGGGAAGAAACCUUUGAAAACUGGCUAGCACAGGUCAAUGAUGUCCUGCCAGAUUGGAACACCUCUGAGGAGGAAAAGCUCAGGCGCUUGAUGAAAACCCUCCAGGGCCCUGCCAAGGAUGUCAUGCGCAUGCUCCAGACAGCCAACCCCAACCUAACUGUUGCAGAUUUCUUGCGGGCCAUGAAAUUGGUGUUUGGGGAGACUGAAAGCAAUGUAAAGGCCCAUGGGAAAUUUUUUAACACCCUGCAGGCGCCAGGGGAGAAAGUGACCCUUUAUGUGAUCCGUUUAGAGGUGCAGCUCCAGAAUGCUAUCCAGGCAAGAGUCAUACCUGAGAAAGAUGCCAAUGAGGCUCGCCUGCACCAGCUCCUUCUGGGAGCUAAGCUGUCCCGAGAAUUGCGCUUUCGGCUUAAGGAGCUUUUGAGGAUGUAUGAAAAUGAGCAGGAGCAGCUUCCCAAUUUUUUAGACUUAAUCAGGAUGGUCAGGUCAGAGGAGGAUUGUGAUGACACUGUCUUUCAACGAAAACGGCCCAGAAGGUCUGAGUGGGCCAUGGCGAGGGCAGCUAACCCCCUGGCCCUCCAAGAUCCCCAGCCAAUAGUGAUAGGCAGUGCCAUAGAGAUAGAUGAUAACAAGGACUCAGAUGAGGAUGUGAUCCUGGUGGAGCCUGAGGCCCCUCCACUUCCAUCCACGAGUAAGAAUCCCCCUCAAUCCAGGCCCAGACCUCAGGAUCACAUGAUGACCACUGCAUCCCCGAGAGAUUCCAGGGACGAGUUACCUUCCACCAGUGGUGGUUCUGGCCAGAUGAAUGAUGGUCCUGGGAAUAAGCGAAAGUGUAGGAAGCGAAAAUAUACUAUCUGCUGUUCCUACUGUUGCCAGGAGGGCCAUUCCAGAGAAACCUGCUGUGGGAGCAGGAGGUCCCAGAUCUUUGAGAAUAUGGUCAUCACCCUGCAGGAGCUGACACAUACCGAGGAGGAGGGGGAAGAGGAGGAG